This is a messenger RNA of Malus domestica (apple), 2453 nucleotides long. NCBI's taxonomy places the organism in Eukaryota, Viridiplantae, Streptophyta, Magnoliopsida, Rosales, Rosaceae. The record is from RefSeq and is a predicted model, not a curated record.
UUGGCCAAUAGAUCUAGCAAUUACCGAUCAAGGGUGGAGUUGCUUUUAGACCACUUCCUGUGUAGCAAAGCUCCUAGUAGAGUACUGAAGUCACAUUUCUCAUCGAUUCUCAGCAACCAAGCACUCGGUCACUGACAGAGUAGCACUCUUAUUUUUCAGUUUUUGGGCUAAACGUUCGUAAUGCGUAAGGAGGCACAACCAAAUUAAGAAGUGCAGUAGUACGAAACUGAGUGCUUCCAUCUUGCGAUAAACAGGCUUUAAAAGUUACCCCUCUUAACCCACCUUAAACAGGCCUGUUAAGAAGUCAGCACAGCUCACUCUCCAAGAACUUUCUGCCAAGCAUGUAUUCACCAGCAUCUCUUCACCUAGAACAUGCUCCAGUGGCAUCCUGCUCGUCCAAAACAAAGCCAGGGGAACGAGAAGAUUCUGUGCUCCAAUUGGUACAAGAGCACCACCAUGCCUCCCUCAGAAUCCACAAACUCACUGAGAAGGCGAACUACUGAAUGCCACCAUUUCCCAAUUUGUCAAACGUACUGAUCAAUGGCUCUCGGUCGCUCGCUCUAUCAACAGUGCCAUAAAGGAAAUCAGAGACUGUGAGAACUGGACGAAGAUCAUGGAAUUUGAUUCACAAAGUAUCACCGCAGCCAUCCACAACAUUCACCAAGCAUGAUCUCACAGGUCACAGAAAGUUGUCCAGGUUUGCUUUACCGACAUUGUGGAUGAACACUGCACUUUUGGUGGACUAUUUUUUCGGCUGUUGUCUUGAUGAAUCUCACAUGUUCGUGAUUCCAGGCACGGUAAAUACAUGUAUGUGAACCUUUUGUCAUGUGAUUUUACUUGUUUAUCUAAUUACGAAGCUACUGGAUUAGCAUACCGGAAAAAUUGUACACUGAACUAGAUGUAUUCGAAUUGAGGGAAAAUUUAUAGAGGAAAAGGGGUUUGAAGAGCCUACGGGCGGAAAUGAUGCUUUAAGGAUUGUUUUAAUUAAUUUCAUUGAAAAUUUACUCUGUAUUAUUUCAGAAAUUAGUUUUAGAGUCCUUCUGGUGAACUGUUUAAUCAGACUCCUUAAUUAGCUUUUGAUGGGGAUUAGGGACCCUUAACCCUGCCGGAUUCCUUGUUCAAUACCAAAAUUGCAGGACCUAAAACUCGACUAGGACUAGAAUAACAAGCAAAUUACCCGAAUAUAUAAGUUGCUGAUAAGUUAGUUCUCUCUCUUUGUCUUCGAAAGAAUGAAAAGCCAGCUGAGGGAAAACCCUAACAACCUUCCGCCCGAGGUCAUACACGGGAUUCUUUCAUGGUUGCCAGUUAAGUCCUUACGCCGCUUUGAGUGCGUCUCAAAGUCAUGGUGUUCUCUGAUCUCUGACCCCAAAUUCGUCACAACGCACUUCAUCAAAGCGAUCAAAGACAAAGACCGUCUACACUGCCAAACACGAAGUGUCAUGUUUACUGAUGCGGCACAUAAUGGCCUCUACUCCAUGCAUCUCGACAAGUUUCUCGAUCAUAAGUAUCACGAUGAUCCUGAUUAUACCGAUGAUCCUGAUGAUACCGGUGAUCAAAGUGUAGUAGCAGCCAUCGAGCACGAGUAUGUUUAUAGCGAAUUGUCGGGUGUUUGGGUUUCCCUGUUGUGUUCCUGCAACGACCUGUUGUUAUGCAUGCUGUGCGACUCGAGGUUAUAUUUGGUUAACCCCUCCACCAAGGAAACCAAGAAACUGCCAAAAAUACCAAAAGAAGAGAAGUAUCGUAGUUCAAUCAAUCUAUAUGGGAUUGGAUUUGAUCACUCCACUUAUGAACACAAGGUGGUUAAAGGACUCUACGCGAAACACAAUCGCUUAAUCAACCUCUUGCUCAAUGAUUUUGAUGAAGACGUUGUGUUUAGUGUUUAUAUGCUGGAAACCGAUUCUUGGAGGAAGAUCAAGGGAUUAUUUCCCUACAGAUUUUAUGCAAGUGAACAAGGGAUUAUGCUGAAUGGAGAUCUCCACUGGUUCGGGGAAAGACUCGAAGACCAGUCACGGUUGAUUGUUUCCGUCGCUCUAACGGGGGAGGAGAGGGUUCGAGAAAUUCCGCUCCCGCUUGAAUGUGGUUAUGUCGGAAGUACUAAUCGGAGGAUGAAACUGGGAGUCUUUAGACAAUGGUUAUGCAUAACGUAUUAUUCUUGUCCUCGUGGUGGGACAUAUAAUGAGUUUUGGGUCAUGACGGAAUAUGGAGUGAGGGAGUCUUGGACUAAAAUGAGGGUCUCCAUCCCAUAUUCAAAGUUAAAACAUUCCGGUUUCUGGACAAAGUCCUAUGAUUUGAUGGUGUUUGGAGAACAGUUAAUCAUGUACAAUUUUAAUGACGAAAGCCAUUGGAAGAUCAACAUUCGUGGAAUCGGCAAAGUUGGUCGUGUUUUUACGUGCUUGGAGAGCCUUAUUUCGCUUAAACAACAUCAGAGAAGUAAUUUGAAGAUUGAAGCAUGA